Messenger RNA from Cygnus olor (mute swan), 1275 nucleotides. RefSeq names its product dispanin subfamily A member 2b-like. Gene Ontology annotation, cellular component: plasma membrane. The transcript is spliced from 2 exons. Lineage: Eukaryota; Metazoa; Chordata; Aves; Anseriformes; Anatidae. The record is from RefSeq and is a predicted model, not a curated record. Bases 704 to 1093 code for a protein of 129 amino acids. Gene Ontology annotation, biological process: negative regulation of viral genome replication; response to interferon-beta; response to type II interferon.
GCAAACCCAGUAGCUUUAUUCCUCGCAGAUGGGGAUUGAGUCCCCAAAUCCUCCUGGGGACAAGCACACCCUAUGCCCCCUUCCAGCCACCUUGCCCUGUGCCAUCAAAAAGCUACCCUUUGCACUCCAGCCUCACCAAAUCACUGUGCCCUUGCUGACGCUGUGCAAACGCCUCAGCACGAGACAGCUCCCAAAUGCUGGCACUGCUGGGGAUGAGAUACAAAAGCUGAAGCAGCUCCGGAGUGGUGUUUUGCAGCCUGUCCCGCCCCCCCAGCUUCAGGAUAGGGGAUGUCUGGGGGGCUUGUGGUGGCCCCCGCCUGCCCCUGCUGCCCUCCGUGUCCGUGCUGGGACAGAACAGCACCUGGCACAGCUCUGCCCUGCCCUCCCCAGGGUGCGUAUAAAGAAGCAUAAAGCAAAGAGGACAAGGAGAUGCAGCUUCCCUGCCACAUCACCCAGCCCAUGGCCGUCCCCUUUGGCCCAGCUCCCCGUCCUCCCCCCAGACCAUGUCCGGCUCCUUGUUGCUCCCCUGUCCCGAUCCCAGUGAACCCAAGCCAGCCAGCUAACGUCCGGCUGGGACACGGGGCCGGUUGCCCCCACCCUGGUGUGGGGCGGGGUGACCCCACCCUAGCAAACGUUUCCACUCGCCCAUAACUGGGUGAGCCCAAGCACCGGUGCUCCAACUCCCCGCUGCUGCCAGGCUGCCAUGGAGAACUACCCGCAGUCCUUCAGCAUCAACAUGCAGCCCUACGGCAGGAAUGGGGGGGCCACCGCCGCCAACCCCAUGGCCACCUCUUUCGGCCAGGCCACCUCUUUCGGCCAGAUGGAGCCCACACCUGUUUCUACCCCACCACCCAAGGACUUUGUGCUCUGGUCUUUCUUCAACGCCAUAUACUGCAACCCGUUCUGCCUGGGCUUCCUCGCUCUUGUCUUCUCCAUCAAGGCCCGAGAUAGGACAGUGGCAAAGGACCCCAUGGCCGCCAGCAGCUAUGGGAGGACAGCCAGGAGCCUCAACAUCGCGGCAUGCUGCCUGGGUAUCGUGGGCACCAUCAUCCUUCUGGUCCUGGUGAUACUCUACAGACCAGUACGCCCCUGACCUGUCCCACCGAGGAGAGGCAGCACCACGGCUUUGCUCUUCCUUAACCCCCCCUGCCCCAAACCCCAUCACCCUUCCGACCCCCUCCCUCUAGCUGAGGGGGUGCACCCGCCGAGGUGACCCCGUUGGGAGUGAGCCUCUGGGGUGAGCUCAAGACGAAUAAAGCAUUCCUCGCUCCCUUU